Phytomonas sp. EM1 is the source of this 5763-nucleotide messenger RNA. The record is from the annotation of a GenBank genome assembly. NCBI's taxonomy places the organism in Eukaryota, Euglenozoa, Kinetoplastea, Trypanosomatida, Trypanosomatidae.
AUGAGAUGGGAUGCCCAUACAACUAUAACUUCGCCUUCUGUGGUAAGUGCAACUGUGGGAGAUUCACCGACUUCAAAUGGGUUUGUUAAUCGACAUCCGGUUUACUUCACCGAAGGGAAUGUAGCCAACCUGGGGGCUCCACCGUCUAGAUCCGUAUCGACUCCCUUGGCUGCCGACCUUAUACCAGCCCUUCCGUCCUUCCUAGGGGCUGCCCUCAGCUGGGGGUUAGGUGAAAGUGCGGCGGGCGACGAGAUGUGUAAUAGUGGAAGCCCCUCAGCCCUGAGUGGCGGUGAACCGCUACCGGAGUCGAUGCAGCGUUCCCUCAGAGCAGCUUGGACAAAGUUAAACUGGAAAGCGUUAUAUAGACUUCGGCAUGCGCACUACUACACUGGCGAAGUGGCUAAGACUCAAGGUGAUUUGCAAAGUGGAAGUAGUAAAGAUAAGCAUGGAGAGGGCGAAUGGGCCCUGGAUGAAGUCUGUGAUACCUCUUAUGGAGAUCAGAUCCUGCCCAAUGCCGGAGUUGACAGCGACUCUGCUGAAAGUGUGAAAAGGACUUCCACUACACUCCAAGAGCACACUGCAGCUUCGCUAACUGAUGUGUUAUACAAAGAAGGCUUAGCUUCAUUAUGCACACGAAUACUUCCUUCAACUGGAGCCAAGAACAUAGAAAAGGGAAGCAUUUCUAAUACUAGUCUCAGACGCACAGGAGACUUACAGCUACAUGGUUAUGGCGUUCUCUUGUAUAUUAUAUACGGCUAUCGGAGAAACGUCAAUGGAUCCACUCCCGCGGCCCCAACAACAGCGGCAACGGGAUGCAGUACUUCAAACAAUGAUGCUUCCGCUGGGAACCUGAUACCUCUUGCACUGGUGCCAAAGGCAUACUGCCCCGUGUUGGAUCUCUUUGGUAAAGAAGUGUUGGACGCGGAUCUUGUUGAGAUGUCAGGCAGAACCUCCAAAUCCAUGCUGGAUAACGAACAACAGGUAUCAUUGCAGUUCAUGCAGGAAGGGAGAGAACAUAACGACAAGGUUGCUGUUUUGUCGCUCGUGACCUAUGAAGGGAGUUUUUGGCGCGGGCAGCCACAUGGGAAAGGUCGACUCUUGGUAUAUCAGCGGUACAUCCUGGAAGGAGAGUGGGUCCAUGGAGCGCCUCAGCUGAGGUGUGUAUGGGUCCUACGAAAAAUUUUGGCUCACCAGAUAGAUUCUCAGGGAAUAGAUCGGCAUGGAAAAUACCUUGAUCAGCUUAAAAAAAAUAGAGGAAAAUAUGAAGCCUAUCCACAUACUAGUAGUGAAGUUGAGGAAACAACCAGUCCACAAAGCAUGAUUAUUUUUUCGGAAAAAUACAUGGGUACGCUUACGGUAGGCAUUAAUCGUAGGAAAGCCUUGAAUCCCGAAGAAAUUGCUCGCUUGAGCGAGCCUUGGAAACGACAAGGUGGUCUGUCAUGGACAAUCAAUCCACGAUUCUCUUUCCUCUAUGACGGCCUCGGUGAGGCGUUGUCGACUCCUGGUGGGCAUACACAGCUUUUGACCAGAAGUAGGGUUGCGUUUACACCUCAUGGGCCGGGCUCCGACCAUGAAGGCGGUCUUGCGAUGGAGAGAAAGGGGAUCGUCUGGUAUUGCGGAGAGUGGGUCGCAGGAGAGCGGCAUGGGGUUGGGGCAGAGUGGCGUAGCACCGGUCCCAACCGCGGCCUGUACUUGGGGAGUUACGAGCACCAACAGUGCCAUGGUCCAGGCAUCCUCGAGCAAGAUGACGGGAAUGGUGUGUUGUUCAGUUUCGAUCGUAGUAGCGACUGUGGCUCUGUAUUUUCGGGUUCAUGGAAGUGUGGCGUGCUUCAGCCCACGGGCACCCUUCUACUCAACUCAAAACCCUCCAUGAGCCUGAAAGGUACAAACUGGAAGUUUACUCCAGAUCAAACCGGUCCAGGAGAAGAAUUUUUAUUUGAUCAAGCGUUUUUUAUGAAGGGUCACCACUCUCUUAGUUGCAUAUGGGAACCAAUUUUUAGGAAUUUCGACACAGCCCUUGGGUCGUUGCCACCGUUGGAAAAUUACUUAACAGAACAUUUAAGAAAUUCCAACGAGGACACAGUAACGGCAGGUUUCGAAGAUGAUAGCAGAAGAAAACGUCUUAAUGAAUAUAUCCGUCCUAUUUUGGAAGCUGUAAUGUCGUUAAAGGAGUGGGGUGAGACCCUUACUACUUUUCAGCGCCUGUUUUACUUUAUUUUCGGCAAGUGCUCGAGAAGCGAGAUGUGCGACGAUCAGAAAUAUCAACGACCGCAACCAAAUGAGGAUAUAAAAAUCGCGCCGGAUACUGCUCGUGAUUGGCGCCUAUUUAAUCGAGAAAGGAACGAAAACGGCUUAUGGGGAAAAGACGGCAACGUUUCAGAUACCAAUAGCUUGCUUAAACGCUUGGAGCAGCUCGGCGGCAGCAAACCUUUUGAUACAUGCUCUCUCAAUACCCGUCAUCAUGGGGGUCGACCGACCCCUCAUUUUACGUAUAGUUCACCGUCGUGGUGCCAAUUAAUGGGACUUUCCACUACGACUGAGGCGGCAGGUUCUUUACAUCAAAGGGGUUUUGAUACACACGAAACCUUCACGUGUGCGAUGGACAAAACCGAUCCGGUGGCGAAGGAAUCCGCACAAUUCUCGUCCAAAAUGAGUGGAUAUGAUGCUCGUCGCGUUUGUCGCGUCAGUUGCCUCCAUGCUCACUGUACGAAUCCCGCCUAUACUUCCCUUUCCAUGAUGCGCGGACAAACACCGGAUGCCAUUGCGGAGCGUGCCUGCCAUUAUGCCGCGAGUUUGGUAACGUCCGUACGGCUCCGAUUGAUACCCUUUCUAGUACUGCACCCCAUAGAAUGUGAAGAAAUUAUGCAUCAUAAAGUCCUAGAACAGUUCGGCUGGAACGUCGUAUAUUGCCUUGUCGGACCACUCCUGUACGACCUCUGCAACGCGGUUGUGGUCCAACAGCACGUCAACUUUGUGGGCGCAUACGUGCGUAACGGCAAGGGCCUUGACAGUCACCAUCUCACGUCCAUGGUGCGAAGAUCGCUAGCGAAGGAACAGUGCUUUUCAUUUUCGUCGCCGACACAGCACGACAUGCGCCUGAGUGAUCUACACGCGGCUGUGAGUCGACUGUUGCAAGAAACAAAUGUCUUCCAGUGUAAAGUCACCCAACAAAUGGAUCCAGAACCACCUCCGAUUAAAAUUAGUGGUGAACAUAACAGUGAUAAAUGUUUAAAAAAUGUCGGCACUACAUCAUCUUUUUGCUUUGACGACUCAGUCAAACAGGGCAGCAUGAAAGACAACGAAUAUUGGAUCCCCUCCGCGACUCGAAAAGUUGAGCCAAGUCGGGAUGAAGAAACACUCAUUCACCAUGCUGCAUGCAUUUUCUCGAACCCAGCACUGUCUCUUGUCGUGGAAUGUCAGCCCACCUCCUAUGGGCCACUAUUUUUAUGGCAUCCCUCGUCGCAAACGCACCAGGAAACUAUCUUAGGAAGUAGAAGCAUCUAUGGUGCACCCCUUCAUGCAUCAGCGACAUUGUUUGACAUCUUGGACACGCUUACGGCGUUGGUUCACCUCUCCGUCGUCAAGUACCCCGAUGAGCCUCUUUUCCAGCAACGUUGGUUAGGCAAGUGCGUGCUGUUAGCCGCUUGCAAAGCGGAAGACAUGUUGAUGGGGUCCGCUAAACAGGAAACUUAUAGUUCGCCUUUUUGCGAGGAAGCGCUGCGUCGGGUGGGCUUUAGCCCCUUUGCAUGCAUUCUUUUAGUAUGCUUAAUAACGCUGGGAUCGGUAUCGCCUACACUUUCUCUUACCACAUUUAGCCGCCUUCUGCUUCAUGAUCUGAUCUACCGGCACCAUCAUCACAACCCUCUGCAAUCGUUUUGUGGUUUUGAAAAGAAGAAUCAGAGUAUCACCAACGAAGAAUCGGUAGGAAAAAGUGAAAGUGUGUCAAGGAUAACUACGGAAGGGCCCCUCAGAGAAGUGCUUCUUAGCGUCCUUAAUGCGUCAUGUCGAUUAGUGCACUGCUUCCCACACCUGCUUCGGCCUAUUUAUUCUCGGAAUGCAAUAGACGACGAUAUCUGCAUUUAUCCACUUGAUGAAUUGUAUGUUCGUGCUCAAUAUUGUGCAUCACUUUGCGGCUCGCAAAAAUUGCUUAAGAAACUUCUUUCUGCAAAGAAGCAACAACAGAUCUCCAGUGAUGGGAUAUCGAAUGAACUCGCCGAAGGGGUGCAUGCCGUUUUACCACCCUAUACUUGUUACAACCACGUCUUCUCAUCCUGCACGCUAAAUGAAUCAACCCUCUCGACGGUUUCAUUAUCAGGUAAAUCUCCCUCUGGCACUCCAUUGAAAGUAUCUGAAGCUAUCGAUAGCGGUACGGAUGGGUUGUAUGAACUGAAGGACUUUUUUAAAAAGACUCUUCGAUUGCCGAAGGAAACUAUGAUGGAUCAUUUAAACGAAUACUGGUCUGAGAAAUCAUCAUUACAGACACACCGAAGAGUCACGGGAUCUACCGAGAUUGAAGAAAAGGGCACUGAGGAUUGCAUACUUCACUUAAACUUAUUCGAGGAUCAAAAGCAAGCUCUGAUGAGGCAGAAUGCUCCGAAAGCUGGUUUAGACGAUGAGCAAGGCACCUAUCCUCCUACAAGUCAGCUUCGGACACAUAUCCCCAAUAGUGAUGAUGCAUCACUUUCGGACUUCGUUGCCUGGACUUUCAAAUGUGUAAAUACUGUGUUACAAAGCUCUGGAUUCGAUCUUUCACUCUGUAGCAAUAUUCAUGCAAACACUACUGCGAGUAAAGCGGCCGAACCCGUGCAGGAAACCCACUGCGAGCGCGAUGUCUAUGUCUGGAAGCACUUUGUGUACGGAUUUCGGCAACACGCGCAGAGUACUUCUGCCCGAUACUACACUCCCACAAGGUGUAUAUCAACGUCGCUACAAUCACUUUUGAGAGAUGAACAUUGCACUGGGAGUCAGGGGCAGCGAGGACGGGCCGGGUCGAUGCGUGAGGAAGAAAACACAGAAGACGAGACAUUAGCGAGGGUUGUGUCCACUGCACCACCUAAUCGCCGCGGUUCGGUUGAAGUUGUUGAAGAAGACACAUUCACGUACCCUCCACUUCUUUCAGAGGAAGAUUUUUGUUACAUUGCGUUGCUAGUUCUUUUCCUGGCAGAGUUGGAUAUACAAAUUGAACUUCAGGCAUUUUUUGUUCGGAAUGACAAUGAUGACGAGAUUGAAAACACAGAAACCUACCCAACAUUACCUGCAGACGUAGACCGCGUUCGGACGCAUUUGACGCCCGAAACGAACUGCAUUGGUAAAUUAGAAAACACUAAUAUACAUGAAGAACUUCAAUGUGAUCUAAUAAGACCCUCAUCUCAGAGUCUUUCCGGUGAUCCAACGACCAGAAACCACGAAUCUGUGGCUCGGGCUCCCUCUAUGAAAGCGAUAACAAAAGAAAGUAUAUGCCCUAUCAACGAGGCUCAAACAACGACAGUUUCUCCACCAAUGAACGCAUUGCGAAACUUAGUCAUUCCUGCUGGCAAAACAGGUAGAAAUCAUGAACGAUCGCAUUCAUCGGUUACUCAUGGAGACCCUUUUCAGCGGAUCUCUGGAGGAAUUCAAGGAAAAGAAUUCACCCUAACCCUAUCGAUGCCUUCUGCAUUUCCGUAUGGACUAGAGAUAGAGGUUCUGGAAAGUGCGUGGUCAACGGUUGCGGUAAUGAUGGGGGAAAGUGCGGUCUCUUUCAGGAGAAAGACACAGAGCAAAUAG